Cooperia oncophora is the source of this 867-nucleotide messenger RNA. NCBI's taxonomy places the organism in Eukaryota, Metazoa, Nematoda, Chromadorea, Rhabditida, Trichostrongylidae. The record is from the annotation of a GenBank genome assembly.
AUGUUCCAUGAUGCAGUUCUCGUUUCUUCAGAAUGUGCCGCCUACCACGAAAUAAUCACUGACAGCGACUAUGAAACGCUAGUCGAUGAUUGUGCCGGUAAAAGGGUUCUGGCCUUCGGACAAGAUAGUUCGAAUGAAUUUCAUGCUAGAAUGAUGACUGAAGAAAUGUUUAAUGAUCUAUUCUCGAACGCUCGUAACAUCUCUUUUCAUAUCUUCGUGCUGAACACAGAGUUUCGACAUUUGCAACUACCGAAAUUGGAAUAUCUGAACGGAGGUCUUACAAUACGUAACAACGCCCAGCUGAAAUCGUUCCGGAUUCAUCGGAAAUAUCGUUUUGAUCGUUCAGAAGCAGGACCAGAGACGGUGACGGUGGAUGGUAACCCAAUGCUAGAUGAGAAAAGCAUGGGAGACCUACGCUACCUCUGCCCGUAUUGUGACAUUUUCGAAUGGACAAAAUGCAGCGCUCUAGAUCCAGCUGAAUUCAGAGAUUACAAUAGUCUGGUAGAGAAAUGUGCAGGAGAGAAGAUCAUCAAAGUCAAGCCAAUGAGUUCGAUGACUUUACAUGCCAACAAGCUAUCAGAAGAACAGUUCGAGAGACUAUUCGCUGAGGCUACCCACACCAGAACUGCCAGUGUUUCUUUGACGGAACUGAUGAAACCACGAAUUUCAAAAAAAGUUCAUUUCUUCCCGUCCACGAGAAGAACAGCAGUUCUCGAAGAGAACAGAACAGAAGUUCUCGAAGAAUGCACUGCAUUGCAGCAAGAUCUUGAAAGGGAGUGUCAAGAAGAAAUGAAUCAUCGGAACCGAGAAGCUGCAAUACGUUCCACGAACAAGCAAAACAAUGCACUUAUCAAUGCCGGAAGCUGA